Molecule: messenger RNA, 6790 nt
Organism: Scylla paramamosain (green mud crab)
Lineage: Eukaryota; Metazoa; Arthropoda; Malacostraca; Decapoda; Portunidae
Product: ATP-binding cassette sub-family C member 5-like
Exons: 32
Coding region: 246-4583 (1445 amino acids)
Biological process (GO): transmembrane transport
Cellular component (GO): membrane
Molecular function (GO): ABC-type transporter activity; ATP binding; ATP hydrolysis activity
Source: RefSeq, a predicted model, not a curated record
UUAGUGAGGGAGGCUGGCAGGCUGGCAGAGGCCCAUGGUGCAGGAGGGAGGUACCGCCGCCCCUUGCUUAAUCAGUGCACCACCGCAACAGGUGUGUUGGUGAAAGGUGGCGUACAGCUGGCUCACUGAGGCGGCGAGGGCUUCACCCACCUGGACCUCCGAUAAGCAAGGCAAGAUGUGGUCUUCUCUGGGGUAGCUUUCUUUAAAGAGAAUCUCAGCCUGCUAGAUUAAAGCUAGUCAGCACUAUGGCAGAAAAUGAAUCACAAGAUGUCAACACUUUAGUCAAUGAAGGAAAUAAUGCCAGUAAUGAAGGUGACACACUAUUGGAUCAGUCAGAUUGUGCUUCAAAUGCAUCCCCCCUCAAGUCAGUUGGGUUCAUUCUUCAGACAGAUGUUGCAGAAGUAAAUGGUGAUGAAAUUGAUGCAGAUAUUGAUGAUGCACUUGAUGAGGGAUAUAUGGGAAUGGAAUGUACACUGGAGAGAGGAUUUUCGCUAAAUGAGUCUGCCAUUGCCAAGGACCUGCGUCAUGAACGUUACAGUGAUGUGGCUGUUAAGUACAUGCCAGACACAUCUCUGCGCCGCUACAAGCCUUCAGUAAAACACUUCAUACCUAUCAGAAAAUCAUCAAGAGCAAGAGAUGAAAUGCCUGUGGAUGAAGCAGGCUUGUACAGCUUCAUCACCAUCUCAUGGAUUACAAAUAUGAUGUGGAAAGCCUACAAGACGGGACUCAAAGAUGAUGAUGUGCCUCUCUGUUCAAAGUACGACAUGUGCGAAUACAAUACUGAUAGAUUAGAAAUAUUGUGGAAUGCAGAGGUGAAGAAGAAGGGAAAAGAUGCUGCUUCUCUUCAGUAUGUGUUAUGGCAGUUUUAUAGGACAAGAUUUCUCUUUGGAAUUGUCAUUUUCUCUCUGACCAUCAUUUUAGGCUUUGUUGGGCCUAUUGCAUUCAUGCGCUUCUUCAUUAGUUGGUUGUCUUCUGAUGAACCUCUUCUUGUGGGACUCUUUUGGGCUGGCGGUCUUGUCAUCUCAGAAUUUGCACGUGUCACCCUAUUCUGUCUUGUGUGGUCCAUCAACUAUAGGAAUGGAAUUCGACUGAGAGCUGCCUGCCUUGGGAUGUUGUACAGAAAGUUGAUGAAAAUGUCAUCACUAGGAAAUAGGAGUGUGGGAGAGGUAAUAAAUCUGUUUGCAAAUGAUGCCCAGCGUAUAUUUGAUUUUGUAGUCAUUGGCCCCUUGAUCAUUGGAGGACCUCUGGUUGCAGUAGGAGGUGUGAUAUACAUAUUAUGGCUUCUAGGACCUUGGGCCUUGUUUGGCAUGGUUGCUUUUCUCCUUUUUUACCCUUUUCAGUAUUGCCUUUCUCGCCUCACAGGGUAUUUGCGGCGGAAGACAAUAACUGUUACAGAUGAAAGGGUUCGCAUGAUGAAUGAGCUUCUUAAUUGUGUGAAGCUUAUAAAGAUGUAUGCAUGGGAGAAGAGUUUUGCCUCAACUGUUUCAGGGAUACGAAGUCGUGAAAGACAGUUGCUGGAAAAGUCGGCUUAUGUUCAGAGUCUUAGCCUUGCCAUGGCUCCCACUGUUCCUAUCAUUGCUGCCAUUGUCACUUUUUUGGCUCAUAUUGGUGCUGGAUAUGAUCUCACUCCUGCUCAGGGUAUGACAAUGAUUGCCUAUUUCUUGGGACAAGCACGGUCAUCUUUCAAUGUCCUGAGGUUUUCAGUUAGAGGCAUUGUUGAGGGGAAUGAUUCCUUUGACAGAAUCAAGAGAAUGUUAGUGAUGGAAGAAUUAACUCCUUAUCGUGGAAAUCCUGAAGAUUCAAGUGUUGCCGUAGCAUUCCAAAAUGCAACACUUGCUUGGGAUGCUGUUUCCCUACAGAAGGAAAAAAGAAACACUGAGAGCAUCAAGAAGAAGGAAUCCAAUAAAAAAGUGCCAUCCCAAGCAGACCAGUUACUAUCUCAAGAGAUGGAGCUCCACCAUGUUGAAGUUUUAUUUGGACUGAAUUUCACUAUAAACAAGGGUGAGCUGGUUGGUGUAUGUGGAGGUGUGGGUGCUGGAAAGUCUUCUUUGAUAAGUGCUGCACUGGGCCAUAUGAGGCUCGAAAAAGGUUGCGUUGACUUACAAGGCACCUGUGCCUAUGUAGGACAGCAAGCAUGGAUACUCAAUGCAACCCUCAGGGACAACAUUCUCCUUGAUGAAUCAUUUGAUGCCAAAAGAUAUUAUAGGGUUAUUCAUGCCUGCAGUCUUUCACAAGAUAUUGAAACAAUGCCAGCUGGAGAUAUGACUGAAAUAGGAGAGCGUGGCAUAAAUCUUUCUGGAGGUCAGAAGCAGCGGGUUUCACUUGCCAGAGCAAUAUAUGCUGACAGAGAUGUUUACCUGCUUGAUGAUCCUCUGAGUGCUGUUGAUGCUCAUGUGGGCAGCCAUCUCUUCCAGUGGGUCAUUAAAAGAGCUCUUCAAGGCAAGACUACAAUUUUUGUAACACAUCAGCUUCAGUACCUGCCUCAGUGUGACCGUGUUCUGCUUAUACAAGAUGGACGUGUUGCUGGGUUCGAUUUACAUGCCAAGCUUUUGGAAGACAGUACAGAGUAUGCUACUUUGUACAAAUCACAUAUGGAUAGUGUGGAAAAGGAAGAAUAUGAAAGAGAUGAGCUCUCUCCUCCAGCUGUACGUAGACGUCAGGACUCAACAAUGUCAACUGGGAGUGAAAGAAAUAGUAUUCCUGAUAAACUCAUGGAUGAUAUAAUACAAGAAAGUUUAGCUGAAGGAAAAGGUAUAGGACAACUAAUUUCUGAAGAGAAACUGGACAAAGGAGAUAUACCAUGGUCCACUUACCAUUCUUACAUAAUUGCAUGUGGUGGCUACAUAGUCUGCACUCUGGUGAUCUCUACAUUCCUUCUUAAUGUUGGAUCUACAGCAUUCAGUUCAUGGUGGUUGUCUAUGUGGUUGUCAGCUGGAAGUGGGAACACCACUUUGACUUUAGGAAAUGAGACCAUAGUUAGUGACAGUAUAGCUGAUAAUCCUGACCGCCAUUACUACCAGACCGUGUAUGGAAGCUUCAUUUUGGUUAUUCUUGCUACUUCACUCAUCAGAGGAUUUUCCUUCAUGAAGACUACCCUAAGGGCUUCCAGUCAGAUGCAUGACCAAGUCUUUAUGAAGGUGUUUCACAGCCCCAUGAGCUUUUUUGACACAACUCCUUCAGGGAGAAUAAUUAAUAUCUUCUCUCGAGAUAUGGAUGAAGUUGAUGUUCGAGUUCCUAUGACACUGGAGAUGUUCAUCCAAAACAUAUUCCUCAUAGCCAGUGCAUUGCUCUUCGUGUGUCUGGUUUUUCCAUACUUUUUGCCAAUCUUAGCUGUACUGGCAAUCAUUAUGAUGUUCAUCAGAAAUGUUUUCAGGGUUGGAAUCCGGGAUUUUAAGAGGCUAGAAAAUGUAUCAAGAUCACCAUUGUACAGUCACAUAAGUACAACAGUCAAUGGACUGGCCACCAUUCAUGCAUAUGGUAAACAAUCCCUGUUCUCCAAAAAGUUUUCAGUCUUCUUUGAUGAAAACAGUUGUGCCAUUUACCUCUUCAAUUGUGCAAUGCGAUGGUUGGCAGUUAGGCUGGAUUUGCUGGCAUUAUGCGUGACCUCUAGCACAGCAAUGCUAGCAUUGUUUCUUCGAGGGGUAGUGGAUCCCUCAUUUGCAGGCCUGGCCUUGGCAUAUGCAACACAGCUCAGUGGUAUUUUUCAGUAUACUGUAAGACUCAGCACUGAAACUGAGGCAAGAUUCACUUCAGUCCAGCGACUUGACAAUUGUUCAAAGGUCCUAGUGUCUGAAGCAUCGUCCAUCACAGAGUCCAAGCGUGCAGAUCCUCUGUGGCCUAAAUAUGGACGCAUUAGUUAUAAGAAAGUGCAGUUGAAGUACCGGCCAGAAACACCUCUUGUUCUAAAGGGCAUCUCUUUUCACAUUGACUCCAUGGAAAAAAUUGGUGUAGUUGGGAGGACAGGCUCCGGUAAAUCCUCCUUAGGAACAGCUCUCUUCAGGCUGGUUGAACUAACAGCAGGCUCCAUCCGAAUUGAUGGCAUUGACAUAUCAACAUUAGGACUGGAGGAUCUUCGUUCUCGACUCUCUAUCAUUCCUCAGGAUCCGGUACUUUUCAUUGGGACAGUCAGGUACAACUUAGAUCCAUUUGAAAGCCAUUCAGAUGAGGAAAUAUGGUCAGCACUGGAGCAGACGUACAUGAAGGAUCGGAUCAGUUGCCUUGACUUGGGAUUGUCUUCCUGUGUUGUGGAAAAUGGGGAAAACUUUUCAGUUGGAGAGCGCCAAUUGCUUUGCAUGGCAAGGGUACUUCUGAGAAAUUCCAAGAUAUUGUUUCUUGAUGAAGCUACUGCUGCAAUAGAUGCAGAAACUGAUAUCAAGAUUCAGAAGACUCUGAAGAAUGCAUUUAAAUCAUGCACCAUGAUCACAAUUGCACAUAGACUCAACACAGUGAUGUUGUGUUCACGAGUGAUGGUGUUGGAUGAUGGAAAGGUGAUGGAGUUUGACACACCUAGAGCACUUCUUGCAAAUAAUUCUUCUAUGUUUUCAAAGAUGGUUGCUAAAUCAAAAGCAUCCUUUAUUUCAUAGACUGUAAUUGUUAUUCUUUCAUGAUAGCUUUUAGCACUACUUAUGCUUUGCCUGUGAACUUACUAUCAGAAGAAGAUAUUCUGUAGGAUUACAUAUACAAGUAUUGAAGUUGAGCUUUGAUAAUUCUCAUAAAAGAUACUCACUAUACUUUCCAAAACUUUAAAGUUGUAUUAGGUUUUAGGUAAAUAAUGCAAAAAAAAAAAAAAAGAUUUGGGAAUGAUAUACACUCAUCUGUUGAAAUAACAAAUCUCUAAACAAUGGAUUUUUGAAGCAGUGAGCAAAAUCUAUGUUGUAAAAUAUUUCCAAACUACUUGAAUAAAUGUCCACUCUGCAAGAAUCAUCUGACAGGUGGAAGUGCAAGACCAGCACUCAGGCAACUUGAGCUCCCAAUCUGUUUAGGCUCGUCAUUCACUGUUUACACACCUUUUUGUUCAGCAACUGUUGUCUUGUUAUUGGUGCUCACUUUUUGUUUAAAGCAUGCCUUACAAUAGAUACUAGAGCUAGGAAAGUUGAGAAGAGGGAGUAAUUCCAGUUUCUGUAUGUCAUACAGAAACUGGAAUUACUGAAAAAAAAUGGAAUCUGAAGUGACAGUGGAAAAGUUCUAUGAGAGGUAUGGGAUCAAGAAGCAGACAAGGAGCAAUAUCAAGCAAAGUGAAGAAAAGCUGAAAAAAAUUAUGCUGCUAUUUAUUAUGUAGAUACCUCUAAGAGUAGCAAAGGUGUUCAUUACAAGCACAUGAAAAUGGAGACAGAAUCCACUUCUUUGCAACUUGCCAGCUAGCUAGUGCUGACAAGCAUGACACCAGCCAGCCUACUCCCAACUCAAGCAGUGCUGCCACAGAGUUAUGUGAAUGACUCAGAAUGGAAGCCUGUGUUUUGUAGUCCUACAUUUUUUAAGUAUUUACUGCUAACCUGUCAUAUAGUGAAGAAAGUGUCACAAAGUUAUUUUCUCAAUGUAUGUAACCCUUUUUGCAGAAAAUGGACAUUUGCAAAGAACAGACACUGAAAUCUACAUUAAUCUGUUGUUUCAAGAGUUGAGUGUAGUAUGAGUUAAGUAAUUCCAUUUUCAUCUUUAAAUGGCUCUAUAUGAUAGUUUUUUAUUAUAUAUUGUAUUUGAUAUUUUUAUCUUAUGUACCAAAAGCUAGAUGUAGUAUUUACAAGAGACAUGAUAACAGUUACCUGAUCACUUCAUGAACUGAAAUUACCUCAUAAAUUGAAAUCAGAAAAAUUGGGCACUACUACAAAAAAAAGGAUUGCUGGUCCAGUCAUUAACCAGGUAGCUGAGGUCCAUUACUUGUAAGUUGCAACAGUACCCUUGAGCUUCUAUUGUUGCUGUUGAGAAGGGAAUAUUUUGACAACAUAAUAAUUUAGAGCCCUAUUGUAAAUCUAUUAAUAGCUGUGUUUAUACAGACUGUCUUCUUGUCUGGGAUUCUUGGGGAGGUUUGUCUAUAUUGGUUUCACUUGAGAUAAGUCCUUUGUUUUGGACCGUGCUAUGGUCUGGUGUGGGCAAUGGAGGAAUUUGCCGCAGCCCACUUUUGAUAACUGGUGUGGAAACUACUGGCUUUGGUUUUGGGACAUGAAGCACUGAUUUUAGGUAACAUAAUUACAGCAUGAUUUCCUGGGCUUCUUAUGUAUUACUAAGCUUUCCUUUUGUGAGGUAGCACCUGCUGCCUCCAGUGCCUGUGAAACCCUUUCAAAAUGCUCUCCUGGGGAAGAGUUCAGUUUGUAGGAACAGGUAUCAUAGGUAGACAGAUAGAUGUAUAGACAGAUAGCUAGGUAGAUGAUACCUGUUGAUAUUUAUCUAAUUGCAAAUAGAAAGUGAAUAUCAAACUCUUAGAGUUCUGUUACUGUCAUGUGACAGAAGUUGGGUAUGACUUGCAUUAUUUUCAGAGAAAAUGCAGAAAGUGGAAAAUGAUAGUGACAAUUUAAGGGAAAAAGCAAUGAUCCCUUCACUCAAAAUUCCCUGAAGGGAGAAGUGGUGCUAUACUUAAACCCUGGCAGAUACACAUGACUUGUAUUGUUUAGCUGAGACACAGAGAAUUCAUCAUGACAGAAAUUGUCCACAAGUGUUGGAGAUAGCUUAAAGCUUUUGUUGUUAAUGUUAUUUGCAGAAAACUCAUCCAGAGAAAAAUUGAUGUAUUGCUAAGUACCAGACCAAAGAAAAUAAUGAAAGCUUGUAAUAUAAUUCCAAAUAUAUUAUUUUACUAAAC